GGGCCGCCAAGAUCACCCAGUUUGGGUUUGAACCCGGCUUCUGGCCCUUGAGCUCUCUGUCCCGGGGCUCCGGGUUGGGGUUCGUUUCCUUUUUCAGGCCGGGCUCUGAGCGCGGCGUCCUUGUGCGGCCCUAAUCCCGGUGUUCUCCACCAGUAGAAGGUGGAGGUGGGUCUGACGGGCUGGAGGAGCUGCGGCGGAAGGACACCUUCGCGCUGUUGGCCGCAUGGCACUGGAUGAAUAGAGCGCGAGUCCCCGAAGGGUGAAACUUAGGAAGGCGGCCGCCUCUGGAGGCACCGUCUUUUUGCAAAGAUGUCAAAAGGAGGUGUUGAGAUCUCCAACUGAGGAUGAGGGGGAAGGACUGAGCCCGGGUCCGGCUUUGAAACGACUGGCAACUUGUUUUCUUCCUGGUAGUUGGCCAAUAGAUGAAGGAGGGAGACAAAUCCCUGCCCUCCCUGCUCCAGGGCCCGUAGCCACAAAAACUCCUUCCUCUGAAGUCCAUCCUCUUUGCCCCCUUUCAGAGAUGAAGUCGAAUGGUCUGGGUCAAAGGAAGAGGCUGCUCUUGCGAAGCUGAACAAAGAACUAAAGGGGAGAGGGGUUAAUAAUAUCCUCCCUCCUUGUUCCUCUUCCUUAUCUGUAAAAUUGAUGAAUUUAGAAAUAAAAAGACCGUAGAGGUCUUUGGUGAAACUAGCCUUCGCUUUUCCCCAACAGAGAAACAAGACGUUCAGAGAGGGGGAGGGACCUGCGAAGGUCACACCGCUAGGUCGCAGCCCGCCUAGGAUUCGAACCCAAGUCUGCUCACUUCCAAUCUAUUUAAAUCCAACUCAGUGGAAAGGCAAGACCUCACCCUGCUAGUGUCAUUGGGCCUCUUCAGAAAGGAAGGGCGGGAUGCUAAGGUUUCAAAGGUUGCUUCCAGCUGUUAGCUGUUGGUCCUGGGAGUCCGUGACCUCCUUUCUUCUUUUCCCUUAACUUUUCUCUAAGUUCCCGUUUCCCAACCGUGAUCUCUCAGUUGCUGAUUCUUCCAGCCUCCAGACUGAGCACAGGGGCAUCGAUGAUGCCGGAUCUCUGGGUCAGGGCCGCCUGACAUCCACAGGCACUUCAAGGGGAGCUUCUGGGAAGGGAUGUGUGCUCUGGUCAUCGGGCACGCUGCUCAGGGUAUGUGCUGGAUGUGAUCCACCCAGGCUUGCGAAGGGUCGUGUGUGUGCCUGCAUGUCAUCCCUACCUGGAGGAGGGAGAUUGUGCAUGUCCCCAAGGCUUCCUCAGCAUCCUUUGGGCACUGGCCUAAAUCACUUUUCAAGUCCUUUGUGGCAGCACGCUGCUGCCGGGUGAUCAUCUCAGGAUGCCCGGAGGCCUGAAGGCGGAUGUUCUGGUGGGUCUAGACCGACUUCAUCCAGCCUCAGGAGCGUUUGGCCAGUGUGGGGGGAGGGAGGGAGGUUAGGGGGACGGAAGGGGAAAAUCAAAUCUGGGACAGCCCUAGCCCGAGGCGCAGCAGACACUGAGCCCCGAUGCUCAGGCAUAUGACGCUGGGGCUGCUUCCUCUCUCCCCCGGAGUGAGUGUGAGUGUGUGCGCGCGCGCCCGUGUGUGCUCUCUGUGUCUGUGGGAGGCGAAGCCUAGCUGGCCGGUGGCUGCCUGACACCGGAGAACUCUUCGCUGGAUCAGUCCUGGGCGCGCAGUGAGCCCGCCUUCGCCUCCGGCCGCCCUCAGGGAUAUGCGUUCCAGUGAUAACCACAACCCUUGGACUAUGACCUAGGGGUAGCAUGGACCCCAAACUCCAAGUCCCCUGGAACAAAAUGGAACUGAGAAGGGUAGACUAUCUUUUAACUCCUUGAAGGGUAACAUCCUCAUUGGUCCAGAAGAUGGGGAACAUCACAGUGGGCCCUUCCUCUAGCAACUGUACCAUUGACCAUACCAUUCACCAGACUCUGGCUCCUGUGAUAUACAUUUUGGUUUUGGUGGUGGGUUUUCCAGCCAAUUGCCUCUCUCUCUACUAUGGCUACCUGCAGAUCAAAGCCAAGAACGAACUGGGGGUCUACCUCUGCAACCUGACUGUGGCUGACCUCCUCUAUAUCUGUUCCCUGCCCUUCUGGCUCCAGUAUGUUCUGCAGCAUGACAACUGGUCCCAUGGAGACUUGUCCUGUAAGAUCUGUGGCAUUCUCCUCUAUGAGAACAUUUAUAUCAGUGUGGGCUUUCUCUGCUGCAUUUCCAUUGAUAGGUACCUGGCAGUGGCCCAUCCUUUCCGCUUCCACCAAUUCCGCACCGUGAAGGCUGCUGCCGGGGUCAGCGUGGUGAUCUGGGUCAAGGAGCUUCUGGCUGGUGUCCAUUUCCUCAUGCAUAAUGAAGUUGUGAAGGAUAAGGACCAACACCGGGUCUGCUUUGAGCAUUAUCCCAUUCAGCCAUGGCAGCGGACCAUCAAUUAUUACCGGUUCUCUGUGGGCUUCCUCUUUCCCAUUUGCCUGCUCUUCUUCUCUUACUGGGGCAUCCUGCGGGCUGUACGGAGAAGCCACGGCACUCAGAAGAACAGAAAAGACCAAAUCCAGAGACUAGUAUUGAGUACCAUGGUUAUUUUCCUCGUCUGCUUUCUGCCUUAUCACGUCCUGCUGGUUGUACGAAGCCUGUGGGAAGAUAAUUGCGAGUUUGCCAAGGGAAUCUUCAACCCCUACCACUUCUCCCUCCUCUUGACCAGUUUCAACUGCGUGGCUGACCCAGUGCUUUACUGUUUUGUGAGUGAGAACACCCACAGGGAUUUGGCCAGGUUGCGCAGUUCCUGCUUUGGCUUCCUGACCUGCUCCAGCAGGAGAGGGUCCAAGGAGUCCUACCCAUUGAGCAGCCCAGAGGCCUCUGGGAAAAAUGAAGCCCAGAAGGAGGAACCUGAGUUGCUAACUAAACUCCACUCCCCAGGCCAGGUCAUCUCCUCUCCUGGAGUGAUAGGGCCCAGCGCAGGAAUGUCAGACUAGACCCAGUCAUUCAGCCUAGAGGGAAUCAGUGGUAUGGUCUGUAGUAUGGAGCUGUCUUCUUUCCAAAUGGACCCUGGCUUCACCUACAAGUUCCUCCUAGGUCAUUGCCCAGCUAAAUAAAGCCUGAAAAUGGGAAGAAGAGAGGCAGGCGGGUAGAAGGAGGUAGAGGAAGGCAGAAGAAGGAAAAGGUUCCUCAUCCUUGCUAGGACUUCCUUCAUUUCACUCAUCACUCAACAGUUUGACCUCUGCCUCUCCCCUCCUCUUUUGACAAUAUACAAUCUCUUCAUGACAAAUGAAAGUGAAAAAAUGAGCUCUGGGCAAAUGUUGCAGCUCAGCCUAGUUCCCCUAGCCCCAACUUCCAACCUCUGCUGGCUCCGGGAAUACUCCCUGGGACACACAGGCUGAGUGAAUCAACUCCUGCAGAUUCCCAGGCUUGAGAAGGCAGCAGCACAUCCAGGCAGCCUGUGACUGCCUCUCUGUUGCCUGGGAAGGGAAACAGGGAUUGUGGCCUCUAAGGCAUUUUCAAAGAAAAAACAGAGAGGGUGCCAGUGUAUUGUGAAAGAAGAAUUAUGGACGGGUGCCGUGAUAAAGAGAGUGGCAGGUGGGGUAUAAAACCAUUUUCAUAAGAAGGUACUGUUGUAUGUGUACGUUUCCAAUUAGUCCUACCUAACCAGUGUGCCUGGGUCUACAUUUCCCAUAUUGCCUGCUCCUUUCCGUUAAUGAAUUGGCAUUAAAAUGUACCUUUAUUGUUUGAGGAAAAGAGAGACAUGAAAAAGCUAUUAUCAUCCAUUUACUCUACUAGUCCAUGUAAAAGAAUGAGGACAAAAGGAUAAGGCAUUCUGAUGGGAAAAAAGAGAUGGUCCAAAUGUCCUUCUGUGAAAAGGGGGAAGCUGCUGGACAUCAGGGAACACAAUGAGGUUUCUGAGUUGGGAGGUCAAGGAGAGAAGGAUAGAGGAUUCCCUAAUGGAUCCCCAGCUUGAAUUUUUACCGGAGACUUUGAGCUAUUGGAAAAUUAAUAUUGGCUGACCUUAUUCACUGCCCUGGGCUUUCAGGAAAGGCUGGGUGGGAGUGGGCCAAAUAUGCCAUUCCCAUUCUCUUUGUCUAUUGAAAAAUAAAUCUCAGGGGGCAUGAAGGCUUCAAGUAUUCAAAGGGCCAUCAUGAGGAACAGAGAUUAGAUUUGUUCUUGCUUGGCUCCAGAGGACAGAACUAGGAACAACAGAUAUAUGUUACAUGGACAAAUCCAAUGUAAGGAGAAAACUGCUAAUAAUUAGAGCUGUUCAAGAAAUCCCACUCCUCCCAUUUUUAGUCUUUCACCUCUUCGUUUCUGAAUUCAGCAGAUAUUUCAGAUUCAGUUUUAUUAUGCUCCAAGUAGGAAGGCAAUGCAUGUCAGCGAGGGCUUCUCGCAAGGCAAGCCACCCCAAAGUUUCCCAUUUCCAUCUGCCCAAAGGCAGCAGGCUCAGGAGCCGCACGGGGAACACAGAAGGGUGUCUAGAGUCAAUAUGCCCGUGUCCUCAGUAGCAGCCAGACCCCGGAGAAUGAGAGCAGCAAAGAACUCUCCUGGGAUGAUGGUCUUAGAAUGGCCCUCCUACAUCAAAAGAAAUUCCAUAAUGGAGGCCACCUUAAUGGAGACCUUCCUCUAGUUCCCUUCUAGUUCUCAAGUUAACCUCUUAGAUGCUGUUCACUUUCUCUGUCACUGGCACACGUUCCACAGCGUUCAGCACCUUCAGUCUGAAAACUUCCUUCCUUCCAUGGCUAGGAAGCCUCUAGAACUAAGCCUUGCUAUCAACUCCUCCCUGGCUUCCUGCCCUGGUUAACCAAUUCAAUUUAAUGGAAAUUUGCUUGAGGACCUACCUGUGGUAGACCCUGGCAACCAUCCAUGUAAAAUGAGAUCCCUGACAUCAUAGAGCCUAGAAUCCAAUAGACUUAUAGUUAACUAUGAUACACAGUAAUACAUGGGAGUAAUCAUAAAUUAUUUACUAAGUAACCGUGGGCAAGUCACCUUGUUUGUCCCGCUGAUCCUCACCUGUAAAAUGAAGGGAUUGGACUAAGUGGCCUCUGAAUCCCAUCUAGCCCUAGAUCUCUGAUUCUGUAAACUAAGGUCUCUCUCACUCUAGCAUUCUAUAAAUCUAUAAUCUGUGUUUUUCAGUCAUAUCUGACUCUUUGUGACCUCAUUUGGAAUUUUCUUGGCAAAGAUAGUGGAAUGGUUUGCCAUUUCCUUCUUUAGGUCAUUUUUUUACAGAUGAGGAAACUGAGGCAAACAGGGUGACAUGACUUACCCACAGUCAUACAGCUAGUAAGAGUCUGAAGCCAGAUUUGAACUCCCAGAUCAAAGUCUUUCUGACUCAAGACCUGACACUCUAUCCACUGUGCCACCUGGCCAUCCAUGAUUUGCAUUAGAGGGAUGCAAACCAGGUGCUGUGUGAAGUAGAGGGUCAAGGAGGCAGUUCAUGCAUGUAGUGAAAGAUUAUUAUUGAUGGGAGGAAACCCAGAAGGCUUUUUGAUAGUUGAGAUCCAAGAGAUAGAUGGUAAUUCAGCAGACAACCUUGUUUUCUACCUACAAGAUUUGCACCAAAGCUUUUCUCUGGCCCUUCUUGAUCCCUCCCUUUUUUUUAAAACAUUUAAAAAGUUCUAGGAUUGUUCUGCAUUGAGAAAUCAGGAGUGGUAUCUUGGUGCCAUGGAUAUUUAUCAAUUCAAGACUUGCUCCUGACAAUUACUGUGUGAUCCUAGGCAAGUCACUUGACUUUUUUUUUAAGCCCUUACUUUCUCUUUUAUUAAUUCUAAGACAAAAGAGUAGAAAGGGCUAGACAAUGGGGGUUAAGUGACUUGUCCAGGGUCACACAACUAGGAAGUAUCUGAGGUCAGAUUUGAACCCAGGUCCUCUCAACUCCAGGCCAGACACUCUGUUCAUUGUGCUACUGAGCUAUCCUGAAAUCAUUUAACUUCUUGGUAGCUCAGUUAACUCUCAGCUGCAGGGCAGGUACCAGUCUGCAUUGGUAGAGAGGGACUGGCCAUUCACUACACCCACAAAAUCACAGAUCUGAACCCCACCAAAGUUAUUCCAUCACUUACUGCUCCUUCUACCAAUAUGAGUCACAACCUCUAUCACUUAGUGAUAAAUUGUAGCAGCAAAAACAAACAAGUGACUUAUCCUCUGGGAGAGGAUCCCCUUUGGACAUUGCUACAGUGGUUCCCAGAGAACAGACCCAGUCCGAUGUCCCCACACCCAUCCUCAAUGCCUUUAUGACCCGGUAUUGUAGUUGGACUUUAGUGCAGCCUGAUUGCUUUCCUUCCAUUUUUUUAAACCCUUGACUUCGGUCUUAGUAUCAGUUCUAAGACAAAAGAAUGACAAGGGAUAGGCAAUUGAGUGAAGUGUUUGAGACCAGAUUUGAACCCAGGUCUUCCCAACUCCAGGCAUGGCAUUCUAUCCACUGUGCUUUUUUUCCUUUCCUUAAAAAAAAAAAAAGAUAUUGUGAGCUUCUCUCGGGCAUCUAUGGACCAGUCCAAAGUCACCAUUUUGACCCUGUGAUGCCCUAAGUCACCUCCAAGACCCAGUGCCAAGUCGAACAGUGGAGAAAGGGCUGGUUUGGGGGGAGGGAAGGGACAUCUAUCUCCAGAUCUUUUCCCAACUACAGUUUUCCCUUCAAUCCUUCUCUUUUUUUCUUCAGGGAAUUUAUAAUCCUGCCAUGAACGAUCCAUUAAGAAAACGAAGCAGGUGCCAAAACCCUUUAAUAAUGACUGGCAUUUACAUGGCACUUUAACAUUUGCUGAAUGCUUUGGGUCCAUUAUCUCAUUUGAUUCUCACUUUAGCUUUGUGAGGGAGGUUCUGUUUGUCAAUCACCCACAUUUUCUAGGUGAGGAAGAUGACACCCCAAAUGUGACGAGCCAAAGGUGACAUAUCGAGGAAGCAGCAGAGAUGGAGAAGUAUGGUUCAAUGAUUGGAGAAUUGGCCUCAGAGGGAGAAAGUUUGAGCCUCUGGCUCAUCCUGGUCGUGCACCCAUGGGCAGACCUCUUAACCACUCAGUGCCCAGGCAACUUUUUUCCCUUUUUUUUUUUUUAGAAUUUUUAACUUCUGUCUUAGUAUGAAUUCUAAGACAGAAGAGUGGUAAGGGUUAGGCAAUGGGGGUUAAGUGACUUGCCCAAGGUCACACAGCCAAGUAGUAUUUGAGAUCAGACUUGAACUCUCUUGACUCCCAGUCUGGUGCUCUAUCCCUGGUUUCAGGCAACUUUCUAAGACUAUAAAUUACCGAGAAAGAUCAAUCUGUUUUGGUUAAGCCCUCAUAGGGAGCUCCCUACACCAAUAAAAUCACAAAUCUAGUUUUAUAAAAAAGUAAGGGGCAGAACUUGAACCCAGGACAUCUUGAUUCCAAGACUAGAACUCUUUUUCUCCUGUGUUAACAGUUUUCAAAGCAUGGUCCCAAGACCCCAUGGAGUCCCAGAGAGCCUUUCAGGGAAUCUGCAAGGUUAAAAUGACUUUUUAUAGCAACCCUAAAUUAUUUUAAUUGGUUAUUAAUAUCAAUAGAUAGAACACAUUAUCCAAAGUCCUUUAGGGAGGGGUCUUCAAUCAUAUACUUUUUUAACCCUCACCUUCCAUCUUAGAAUCAAUACUGAAUAUUGGUUCUAAGGCAGAAGAGCAGUAAGGGCUAGGCAAUGGGGGUUAAGUGACUCACAUAGCUGGGAAGUAUCUGUGGCCAGAUUUGAACCGGAUCUCCCGUCUCUGGGCCUGGCUUUCAAUCCACUGAGCUACCUAGCUGCCCCCAAUAAUUUUUUUUAAGAAUGUAAAAAAAGUUCUGAGAUGGAAGUUUAAGAAUCCCUGCCCCAUGAUGUCUUCUCUAGUCCCUGUUAGAGAUUUUCUUCAUCACUAAGGAAUUCAGAUGCUCUAGAUUUGGAACAAAGGGCAGUUAAGCAGCAGUGGAUGGAGCACUGAGUCUAGAGGCAGAAAGACUCACCUUCCUGAGUACAAAUCUGGCCUCAUACACUUACUAGCUGUGUGACCCUGGGCAAGUCACUUUCACAGUAUUUGUCUUAAUUUCCUCAUCUGUAAGAUGAGCUGGAGAAGGCAAUGGCAAACCACUCCAGUAUCUGGGCCAAAAAAAACCCAAAUGGGGUCAAGAAGAGUCAGAAAUGACUGAACAGCAACAUAAAUUUGGAAUGGGAACCUAGAAAGCAGAUAUUCUCCAUCCCUAAGAUCAGCUGUCGGAUUCCCUCUUAAAAACUCAUAUGGCAGUAUAAUACAAUAGAAAGAGCAUUAGCCCUGGAGCAGAAGGGCCUGGAUUCAAAUUCUGCUUCUGAUAUUUCCCUGACCUCAUUUGAAAAAGCCACUUAGUCCUGGGAUCUCAGAUUCCUCUUCUCUAAAAUGAGGGGAUUCACUGGAUUGCCUCAUAAGAUUUAGUCUAUGAUAAUUUCUCCCCACCCCACCCUUUCCCACCUGCCCCUGCAGAGCUAGCCCCUGGCGAAGGGAAAUCUGUAGAGAAGGUUUGGGAAAAUGAACUCCAGCUGAACUGUGUGUGUCUAGGUCAGUGAUGGCGAACCUUUUAGGGACUGAUUGCCCAAACUGCACCCUUGUGCAGCAUGUGAGCCCCACCCCCAUUUCUGCACUUCCCACCCUUGCUUAAGACAGGGGAGGGAGGAAGUGUACCCAUUGGACUGCUGGGUAGAGGAACAAGUGAAGUGAGGAAUGUCCUCAGGAAUGCAUGGAUGGGGGAGGGGAGCAGUUACUUCUGGCAUGCAUGCCACAGGUUCACCAGCAUGGCUGUAAGGGAUGGAUGGGGUGCUGUUCUCUCAGCAAUUGCCCAAACUUAGUAUGUGAUCUCCCAACUCUUCCAGCACAGACUGUCACUCCCACUCCCCCAAACAAUAACUAAUUAAGCUUAACCCUAACUAACAUGCCUGUAGUAGCCUGUAACAUUUCCCUUUGAGAAGGGAAAGAACCCCAGACUGUCUUAUACCUGGAAUGAACUUACCUUCCCAUCUGCCCCUCAGAAGCUUCAGUUUACCAUCAUAGGUGCAACUUUCUACAAGAACCCUUUGCUGAUCUCCACCUCCCUAUCCCUGUCCCCCCCCACUCUAUGAACCCUCCGUACUCGCCGCCCCCAGCAUUAGAGAUCUGCCCCUUCUGAAAUUACUGUGUAUAUAUUUAUAAGUUUACAUAUUGUAUCUACCAAUAGAUUGUAAGGUCCUUGAGGGAAGGAACUCUUUUUUUUUUUAGUCUCUGUACCCCCAGGGCCUACCCCAGUGCCUUGCACAUAGUAGGAAGUCAAUAAAUGCAUGUCUAAAAUUACUGAAUGGGAGGGGGGUACUUUCACACCCUGCCUCUGAAGGGAAUUUUUCUAGGACCAUAGAAUUGUUGGCACACUCGUCUUCUGGAAGAUUAAAAAAAUAUAUAUUAUUUGUUGUUUUAAAGUAUUUUUCUCGUUUCAGUCUAGUCACCAGGAACGGAUUGUGCUGAACUGAGUGUAUGUCCUGUUUACUGUGGAGAGUUGUAUUUUUGUACAGAAUUGUCUCUUUUACACCAAAUAUGCAUGUGCUGUACUAUGUAUUUGGAUUGAUGCUGCUUGCAAAUAAACCAGUGAAAUGAGGACUCACGUUA
Molecule: messenger RNA, 9538 nt
Organism: Monodelphis domestica (gray short-tailed opossum)
Lineage: Eukaryota; Metazoa; Chordata; Mammalia; Didelphimorphia; Didelphidae
Source: RefSeq, a predicted model, not a curated record